This is a messenger RNA of Cuscuta campestris, 795 nucleotides long. The record is from the annotation of a GenBank genome assembly. NCBI's taxonomy places the organism in Eukaryota, Viridiplantae, Streptophyta, Magnoliopsida, Solanales, Convolvulaceae.
GUACCCCACCCCCCUUUCCAUCUCCCCCUUUAAAUCCCCCCUCUCCUCUCCUUCUUUCUUCCAUUCCACCUUUGCAAAACAAAGAAAGGAAAAUAUUAAAGUUUGGGGUUUUUCUAGGCUACUGAAUUAUUAUUAUUAUAAGCUUGCAAAAAAAAAAAUAAUAUAAUAAUGCAGGUUGUUAACGAAUCGGCGACGAGCAUCGGGGGCGGCCGGAAAGGGGCGGCGCGGCAGGGGAUGAGAUCAAUGGAGGCGACGUACGAGCGGGUCCGGCAGCUGGCGGCCGGGAACGCCGUGGUGAUCUUCACGCUGAGCGGCUGCUGCAUGUGCCACGUGGUGAAGCAGCUCCUCUUCGGCCUCGGGGUGGGCCCCACGAUUGUGGAGCUCGACAGGGACGCCGACGGCCGGGAAAUCUACUCCCUCCUCCUCCGCCUCGCCGACUCCGGCCAGCAGCAGCCCGUCCCGGCGGUCUUCGUCGGCGGGAAGUUCUUGGGCGGGAUCGAGACGGUCAUGGCCUGCCACAUCAACGGCUCCCUCGUCCCUCUCCUUAAAGACGCCGGAGCUCUCUGGCUCUGAUAGAUCAUCCCCGCCGCCGCCGGCCGGUCUUCGCAUUCAUUCUUGAAUUUCCGCCGGAUAUUUCCGUUGCUCUGAUCAGCUUUACAUAGAAUUAAUGAAUAUAAUAUUUGCAUGCAUUGCAAUGCAUGCUUCUGUUUCAAGGGGACAAGACAAACAGUCCAGACAUUUUUUUAGGUUCAGGAACUCAGAAAAUGUCUACUACGUUAAAUUAAUCCAAUUUCU